This is a messenger RNA of Culicoides brevitarsis, 666 nucleotides long. RefSeq lists its product as uncharacterized. Bases 1 to 666 code for a protein of 221 amino acids. The record is from RefSeq and is a predicted model, not a curated record. NCBI's taxonomy places the organism in Eukaryota, Metazoa, Arthropoda, Insecta, Diptera, Ceratopogonidae. The transcript has a single exon.
AUGAAAUUGUUUUUCUUGACAAUUGUAGCAGCUCUUCUUGUUGCUGCUUCGGCAUCUCCAUUAUUCUUUAAGGAUAAGUUUUAUCACAAGGAAGUGUCACUACCUUUUUUGAAUGUUCGGAGAACUAUUUCGACUGGAAACGGUCCUGUCUUUGUCGGUCAAGAAGGCUACGGCAAAGGCUUUGUCCAGGGAGGUGGUUAUGGUUAUAAUUAUGGCUACGGCGGCGCACAAAAUGGCGGUGGACAACAACAACAACAAACUGUGAUAAUUCAAAAGGAUGAGUCAAGUCAUCAUCAUGGUGGUUACAAUCACGGAGCUGGUUUUAACUCUCAAGGAUUUUCUCAAGGUCAUGGAGGAGGAUUUUCUCAUGGAGGUAAUAACCAGCAACAACAACAACAACAAACAGUUGUCAUUCAAAAAGAUCAUGGAAGUCAAGCAAUUGGAACUGGUCAAGGUCAAUUUCAAGGUCAUGGACACGGUUCUGGAGGUCAACAACAGCAACAACAACAACAAACGGUAGUUGUUCAAAAUGACAAUUCCCAUGGAAAAAACUUUGGCGGUCAUGGAUCAAAUAACGGACAAAAUUCAGGUUAUCAAAGCUCUUAUAGUACUGGAUUUGCAACCGGAUAUGCUUCUGGUCAGCAAUCUGGGUACAAUAAUAAUUGA